AUGGCAGCCGUUGACCCCACGUACCCCCUCUACUCCAUCGCUUGUCUCCUGGCUUCAUUGAUGCUGCUCCUCGUACUCUUGACUAGCUUCGUUCGCCAAAGCUGGAACCUCGGCGUCGCCUUCCUGUGCUUCUGGCUCUUCUUGGAAACGCUGACUGCCGGGAUCGAUGCGAUUAUAUGGUCCGACAACGCCGAUGUUAAGCUCUUCGUAUACUGUGACAUCGUUACGCACAUCCAAGUUAUCGCGGGCGUUGUCAAGCCCAUGGCGACCUUGAUCAUCACCCGGCGGCUAUCUCUCAUCACUCGUCGACAGUCUGUCGAGCCUUUCGAUAAAAGAGCGAGAUACAAAGACCUCGCGAUAGAAUGGACCCUUGGUCUGGUCAUUCCCGUCCUCGUCGCAGGACCCCUCUACUACGUAGUCCAAUGGCCCAGAUUUCAGGUUGUCGAGGGUUUUGGCUGCGAUAACUCGCCCGAUGGAUCGGUACUCAGCAUUUUGCUCUUGAAGCUAUUCAACGUGAUUCCUCCGUUAGUUUCCAUUGCGAUAUAUUAUCCCAAUGUCGCACGCACGUUCUACCGUCACAGUCAAGACAUCAAUCGAUAUUUAUCGAGUAGCUCCUCGAUAUCCCGUGCCUACUACUUUCGCGUCCUCGCCCUUGCGAGCAUCGACAUCAUGCUCACCUUGCCAAUUGGCAUUGUGACUCUUGUUCUGACUGCUCGAGGCGCAUUGCUGUCCGGCCCUCUCCCGUUCUACUUUGGAUGGACCUUGGACCACACGGACUGGACACCGGAGAGCCUUCCAUACGCGUAUCUGCAAGCGGAAGGGACUCUUAGUCUGGCCGCAUCGUACUUCAUCCAGUGGACAUCGCCCGUCCUUGCUUUCGCUAUCUUUGCUCUCUUUGGUGUCACGCCGGAGGCGCGCGGGUCGUAUAGGCGCAUCAUGUACGCCAUCGGAAGGUUCUUUGGCUGGAAAGCAGCACCCCGCGUGCACCGGGCACGCUCGUCAUUAGGAGAGAUCGAGUUCGGCGAGCGACCCACUCAGCACUCCACAUCACUAGGCCUCGGGUCACAUCUAAGUGCCAACGAUGCAAGCACGCGUGUGCCGUCGCCAGGAUCGAGGGGGGAAAGCACCGUGGGACAAGGUGGGCCAGAAGGUGUCCCCUCAGAGAAAGACGUGGUCAACGCGCCGGAGACGGUAUGA
Molecule: messenger RNA, 1197 nt
Organism: Peniophora sp. CBMAI 1063
Lineage: Eukaryota; Fungi; Basidiomycota; Agaricomycetes; Russulales; Peniophoraceae
Source: the annotation of a GenBank genome assembly